Lathyrus oleraceus (garden pea) is the source of this 2710-nucleotide messenger RNA. Its product is annotated as pentatricopeptide repeat-containing protein At5g14080. The transcript has 2 exons. Bases 70 to 1995 code for a protein of 641 amino acids. NCBI's taxonomy places the organism in Eukaryota, Viridiplantae, Streptophyta, Magnoliopsida, Fabales, Fabaceae. Gene Ontology annotation, molecular function: protein binding. The record is from RefSeq and is a predicted model, not a curated record.
ACUUACUUAUAACAACCAAGUGCAGUACAUGUUCUGCACGUAACAAAAAAAAAAAAAAACAAGUUCCAGAUGAAAACCGCCGCUGUAGAAUUAGCACAGAGAAUCAGCAGAACAAUAAUCUCAACAUCAAAGAACCACACAAAAACCAAACAUCAUCAUUAUCCAUGGACCUCACAAAUCGAAGAAACCCUUCACAACAACCUCAACCAAAAUCUAACUCCAUCCCUUGUUUCCUCAAUCAUCGACCCUUUCCUCCUCCAUCACCAUUCCCUUGCUUUGGGCUUUUUCAACUGGGCUUCUCAACAACCUGGCUUUACCCAUACUUCAUCUACCUUUCACUCCAUUCUCAAAUCUCUCUCCCUCACACAAAACCACUUUCAUUCCAACUCUCUUCUUUCUCUUCUCAAAAAAGCUCAAUCUUUUCAUUUCCCAAUUCACCCUUCCGUUUUCCGUUCUGUUAUAAUUACCCACAUUUCACGUAAUAACUUACAUCAAGCUUUUUCCAUUUUCAUCGAGGUUGUUUCGUUGAUCAAUGAAAUUGGUGCCCCCAUUUGUAACUCACUUCUCGCCGCACUUAGUUCUAACAAUAAUAGUAAUGCACGUAAGGUGUUUGAUGAAAUGAUUGUAAAGAGUGUUCCUUUUAGUACGUUGGGAUUUGGGGGUUUUGUUUGGUAUGUUUGUAAAGAGGGUGAUUUGGGAAAAGUGUUGGGUUUAUUGGAUGAGGUUGGGGAAUGUGGUUCGGAGAUUAAUGGGUCUGUUGUGGCGGUUAUGAUUGUUAAUGGUUUGUGUUUUGCUGGAAAAGUUAGUGAAGCUAUGGUGAUGUUGUCUGAAUUGAGGAAUAGAGGAUGGAAGCCUGAUUUUAUGGCUUACUGGGUUGUUGCCAAGGGGUUUAGGGAAAUGGGGAAUGUGGUUGAUGAGAUUAAUGUUUUGAAGAUGAAGAGGAAGUUAGGUGUGGCUCCUAGAAGUGGUGAUUAUAAAGAGAUUAUAUUUGAAUUGGUUUCGGAGAAGAGAAUUUGUGAAGCUAAGAUGAUUGGGGAAGUUAUUGUUGGAGGUAAUUUUGUUGUUGAGGAUGAUGUUUUUAAUGUUUUGAUUGAAUCGGUGUCAGAUGUUGAUCCUAUUGGGGCGAUUGUGUUUUUUAAUUAUGUUGUUGAGAGGGAAAGGUUUUUGAGUGUUUCGAGUUUGAAUAGAUUGAGUUGGAAUUUGUGUAGGGUGGGUGAAGUGGAUGAAUUGUUGGAGGUGUUUCGCCUUUUAGAUUGUCGGAAUUAUUUCAAGGAUGUGGAGGGUUAUAAUGUGAUGUUGUUGUGGUUGUGCGAAGCUAGGAGAGUGAAGGAAGGAUAUGCUGUUCUUCAGGAAAUGAAAAAGAAAGGGUUGAACCCUGAUAUAUCGUCUUACAAUUAUGUGAUGGAAGCGUGUUGUAAGGAGGAUUUGCUUCGCCCUGCUAGAAAGCUUUGGGAUGAGAUGUUUGCAAGUGGUUGUUGUGGGAACUUGAAAACAUAUAAUAUUCUGAUUCACAAGUUUUCGGAAGAGGGACAGAUUGAAGAGGCUGAGAUGUUGUUUAACCGGAUGUUGGACAAAGGUGUCGAACCCGAUCGUGCGAGUUAUACUUUUCUUUUACAAGGGCUCUGCCAAGAAGACAGGCUUGAAGAAGCUUUUGAGCUCUAUAACAAGUCUGUCAAACAGGAUAUUACCAUUGCAGGAGACAUAUUGAGCUCGUUUAUAUUAUCACUCAACAAGAAAGGACGUUUAACAGCUGCUUCCAAGUUACUUUGCAGUCUCAGUCAUAGUAUAGGACACGCAGAAACCCACAUAGUUUUGUUGAAAUGUUUGGCAGAUGCAGGAGAGAUUCCAAUUGCUAUUGAGCAUUUGAGGUGGGUUCAGGACAAUUUGCCUACAAUGCUACAAGAUAUAUGUACCGGACUUUUAGCUUCCCUUUCUGUUUCUAAAUGCCCGGAGCCGAUAUUACAGUUUCUUCAAAGAAUGCAAGGUGUGUUAUGAUUUCAUGGGUAAAGAGAAGAGUACUUUGAAGCUUAUGUGCUAGCACGGGGGGACUUUUCUCCUCGUUGGGCUACAGAAGACCACGUCAUAAUUGAACUUUACCACAUAGACAGACAUGGUUUACUUUCAAAAUCUCUGCAUUUCUCACUGGUCUUCACUGUAAUGUGGUGGCUGCUGCAAGAUGUAGACAGAGGACACAUAAUGCUUUGGAUGAAGCUGUUCGAGUGACAAAUGAUUCCAGUGGUAGCUAGGUGUGCCCAAAUGGACCCAUCCGAAGACAUCAAAAACAACAAGUUCACUGGCUGGUGUUUCUAACAGGGACUGAAGAUUACAUCAUCUUGUUGAUAUGAACUAUGAAAGGGAACAUUCUUAGAUGAAAUAACUGACAAAUUGACCUACAUGCUAUAAUGACGUGUUGGCAUGAAGCACUAAAAUAAAGUCGAUCUGCCUACCAUUGUGUGGGUAAAAAUAUAUAUCAUUUGGUCACUAUUAUAAGUAAAUUUGAUUUUUUAGGACAUUUGAUAAUUAAUGUAUCUAGUUACGAUAACAUUGUCACGGUAUUUUCUUUUAAACUUUCCACUAAACUUUCCACGGUAUUUUCUUUUAAACUUUCCAUUUAGUGCUAUGUGAUUGAUGCACUUUCCUUGCCAACUGAAAUAUGGCAUUUAAACUUGAAAUGGUUAAUAUCACUGGCCACCACAUCAUGAUUCAUGGA